AUGAAAAUUUUAUCUUUAGUUUUUUUUUUUUUUUUAACAUAUAAUUAUAGAAAAGUGUUAUCUUAUGAAAAUAAUUUUGUAAACAACAGCAAUUUUUUGGUCCUCAAUAAAAUAAAAAUAACAUCUUCAUACUUUACAAGAAAUAAAAGAGAAGAAAAAGACUUAUUAACAAAAACAAUAGAUGGAAAUGAAAAUGAGAAUUCUUAUAUUUUAAUAAAUGAAAAGAUAAAUUCUUAUAAUUUGAUAAAUAUUAAUUGUACAUUUAAAAUUAAAAAGGAGUUUGAUAAAACAAAAUUGACAAUAUUUUUAAUUAAAAAGUUAAUGGAUAAUCAUAAGGAAAAUAAAAAUUCUUAUGAUAUAAAAGAAUUAAAAACAAAUGAAACAUUUAUAUUUACAAAUGAAUUUAAAAAUCAUUUAGUUAUUUCAAAUUUAUCAAUUUUAGUUGUAAAUUUGAUAGCUUUUAAUGGGUAUUAUAAUUUUGAUAUUUUAAUAACUGAUGGUAAAUAUUCAUUAAAAAUCCCUUUUUUUAGAGUAUUCUUAUUUUUCUAUAAUAAUUUACCAAUAACAGCCUAUCCUAUAAAAAAAGAAAAUAUGAUAAUUAUGAGUUUUAUGAAAAAACAUUUAACUAGAAAUUACAAAAAAAAAUAUGUAAAUAAUGUUGUUUAUAAUUAUAGAGAUUAUUAUUCUCUUCCAUUAAUUCAAGAAAAUAACAAUUUUGAAAAACAUGAACAAAUGAAUACGAAAAUAAUUAUAUUCAUUAUAUUUCUAAUGGCAUAUUUAUUUAUAGUAUAUAUUUAUCUCAUUUUUAUUUAUUUGAAAUAUAAUAUUAAAAAUGUUCACACAAAUUAUUAUAAUUAUGUAUUCAUAUUUUCUUUUAUGCUAAUUAUGUUUCUUUUUAUUUUAUAUGACUUUUUUUUAAACAUUAUUCAAAUAUCAUAUAUUUUCAUUUUUUCAUUUACUUUUUUUUUGGUAGUUUUUUACAAAACUUUAACAAACUUAAGAGAAAUUAGGAAAUAA
Plasmodium gallinaceum is the source of this 1017-nucleotide messenger RNA. Its product is annotated as conserved Plasmodium protein, unknown function. Lineage: Eukaryota; Apicomplexa; Aconoidasida; Haemosporida; Plasmodiidae. The transcript has a single exon. Bases 1 to 1017 code for a protein of 338 amino acids. The record is from RefSeq and is a predicted model, not a curated record.